Messenger RNA from Polypterus senegalus (gray bichir), 4850 nucleotides. It is a transcript of the gene slc25a21, whose product is annotated as solute carrier family 25 member 21. Gene Ontology annotation, biological process: transmembrane transport. The transcript is spliced from 11 exons. NCBI's taxonomy places the organism in Eukaryota, Metazoa, Chordata, Cladistia, Polypteriformes, Polypteridae. Bases 111 to 1007 code for a protein of 298 amino acids. The record is from RefSeq and is a predicted model, not a curated record.
AGCUCUCCGUCCUACUUGUUGGCCGCUUGCCCUGUCACAUUAAAACUGAACAGGCGGUACAAGAUAAAACUUCACCUCGCAGCUGGGAGCCCUCUUGUAUCGAUCUGAACAUGUCCACCCAAAGACAAUCUCUUCUAAAGGAAGCGUCUCAUCAAAUUUUGGCAGGAGGUUCGGCAGGUCUCGUGGAGAUUUGUCUGAUGCACCCUCUGGACGUGGUUAAAACAAGGUUUCAGAUCCAAAGAGGGAAGAGUGAUCCAACCAGCUACAAGGGCCUGGGUGACUGUUUCCGGACCAUUUUACGUACAGAAGGGUUGUUUGGAUUCUAUAAGGGAAUUCUACCUCCAAUCCUGGCAGAAACCCCCAAGAGAGCAGUUAAGUUCUUCACCUUUGAGCAGUAUAAGAAGAUAUUGGGUUUCACCUCUUUAUCCCCAGGUUUGGCACUUUCAGUGGCAGGACUGGGAGCUGGCCUGACCGAAGCUAUUGUCGUCAACCCCUUUGAAGUGGUGAAAGUCAGUCUGCAGGCAAAUCGACAUGCAUACGCUGAGCAACCCUCCACUUUUAACCAGGCGCGACAAAUUGUUCAAGCCAAUGGCUUCGGACUGCAGGGACUCAACAAGGGCUUGACUUCCACCCUGGGUCGUCACGGUGUGUUUAACAUGAUUUACUUUGGCUUCUACUUCAAUGUCAAGAACAUCUUUCCCGUCUAUCAGGACCCAACACUUGAGUUCCUCAGGAAGUUUGCAAUUGGCCUUGUCUCAGGGACCAUUGCGUCCUGCGUCAACAUCCCUUUUGAUGUCGCCAAAAGUCGUAUUCAGGGUCCACAGCCCAUCCCUGGAGAGAUAAAGUAUCGAUCCUGCUUUCAGACCAUGGCUCUCAUCUACAGAGAGGAAGGGUAUCUUGCCUUGUACAAAGGACUGGUACCCAAAGUUAUGAGACUUGGUCCAGGGGGCGCUGUGAUGCUUCUAGUUUAUGAAUAUGCAUAUGGAUGGCUGCAAAGGAACUGGUGAAGGAGCCCAAUAUACCUUCUGAAGACGGGAGUGAAGCUGGAUCAUUGCAAGACAUGAUACGUCCCCAUCCCUCUGAACAUGAGUGAUUCAUAUUUAUAUGACCAGAUUGAUGUUUACAUUUUAACUUUAUGCUUUUAAUUUCUUUCUAAAAAUGUCUGUAAUUCCUUCCCGUUUUCACAAGAUGACAGUGAAGCCAUCACAGGAACGCAGCUGGAAAUACUUUUGGGACUCCUUAUGUUGAACUAUGAGUUGCAUUUGGCUGAACCAUUUCAAAUCCAGAAAGGUUGUAGCAGCUUCUGGAAAUCUCAUGAGAUUUCUAAACACUACUCCAUUGUUUUUAAAUUAAAGAAGAACACCUGAAAACUUGUAAUAGAAGAAUGUGUAUCAAACGAUGGAAUGUAAGGUGUCUGAAUAGAAUGAUUCCAAUAAUAAUGGCUUCAGUUUUGGAGGUAUACAAAUAACCAAGAUCAGAUCCAAACACCUUCAUCAUUUAAGAGUAUAACCUGCGUCCAAGUAACGCACGGCUGCUUUGUCACCCCUCUACUCAUGUUGGGCUACACAACAAACGUUUUAGUCCGUCCAUAUUUUACAGGGGACCUGACAAGAUCUUCAUCCAACCAUUUCCUGUCAAACGUUCAUUAGAGGUCCCACAAGCUUAUACAUUCAAGUCAUAUAUGAUACACCAAGAAAUAUAUGUUUAGCAUUAAAUAAGGAGCUAUGUUUUUAUAUCAGAUCAGCAGUCGUCCAACAACAAAAAUGGCAGUAGUUGUUAUUACGGGGGAGGGGGGGGAUGGGUAUGGGGGGAGUAAAUGUUCCCUUGUUAGGUGUUCAUGCAACCAUAGCCUGUCAAUUAAAUAAUAAUACAGUAAUUGCAUUGUUAUCUAGGAAAUGCACAUAAUAAACAUAUAGUGAUGUGAUGAAUGCAUCACAAGGAAAUAUUGUGUGCUAGUCUUAGUGAAAACUGUUCGUCUAGGAGUUACUCACAGUCACCUCUCAUCUUUAAUGCAGACUUGUGAAGAAACUAGGAUCUGGGAUAUGCAUAGUGUUUGUGUAGGAUGUAGGUGCAGUAUAUAUUGUAACUGCCAAAGUGAGUUCAAAGAAGAUGAUCAUAACAUUGAAAGAUUGAUUAGAAUCUGAGCCAAUAUCACAUUUAUUGCAAAUCCAAAAAAAAAAAAAACUAUAGAAAUGUAACCAAUUUUCUAACUAUAUGCAAUAAGUUAGUACUUUCCAUUAGGAGAAGGUGUGUUAUACUCCAAGAAUCAGUGGUGUUUCUGGUCUCUAGAGCAGGUCACGCAUGUCUCAACCUCCUGUUCUUGUAGUUCUGGCAUCAGAGUACACCAUAAAUAUCUUUGUGCCCUGCUUCCAGCAAUAAACCUUCAAAUGACUCUGGAUGAUCUGGCCCCCGAGCACACCCUUGGUCCACCACACUGAGAUUCCUGCUCUUUCCACUACUUAAUGAAGGGCCUUUUCUUACAGUCCACUUACCUCUUUACCCUAGAGAACAGCUCGUUUGAUGCCACUCACCUGUUGUUAGGUAGUCCCCUUGUUGGUUUCCCUCCAAAAUUUGAACUGUCAAACUUUGCAAGUUGUCACAACUACCAGCUAGCCUUUUCAAUACUCUCUCCAGCCAUCUGAUAAUGACAGCAGUGCAGAUUUGUUGACACAUUACAAUACAGUAUGUUACAAUGAGCAGCACACAAAAUGACAAAAUGGUUUUGCCUCUAAAAGACGCAUAAAACAGGCCAGGGCCCAACCAAAACCUGCCCAGAAAAGGCCUCACUCAAAGGCAGCCUGACCCCAAUACUCUACUGGCAGGCUUCAGCCUAUACAGGCCAAAAAGGAGAUUUCAAAAUGAACUUUGAUGAUCCAAAAUAUGAAAAAUGCCCUUCAAGGCAGAUGGAAGUCUAUAAACACCCUCUGCCUUAGGAACAAAGCAAAUGAUAAUUAUAAUAAGCAAAUCAUACUUUAGAAAUUAAAAUAUUUAUUGAGAGGAGCAAAAAUCAAAAGUGACAAAUGCAAAAAUGAAGCUAGAAAGAAAGGGUUUUACUAAAAAGGCAAACAAAAAAAAUUGAAUCUCAAAUGUAAUCCAAACAAUCAAAGGUCAAAACAGAAGCAAUAAAUUCAAAAAAUCAAUUACCAUGAGAAACACUCUUAGAAGGUCAAACAAUCCAUGAACCACUAAGAAACUCGCUUCCAAGUUUGAAUUCAUGGGCUGAGUGUUUUCCCUUAAUGACGACGCAAAGGUGGUCCUUCCUUUUGGUUUUCCACUCAUUAAAUACAAGGAACAUCAGAGUAGGCAACACAUGCACCUCUCCCUGUAAACCUUCUACAAAAACCACCCUGCCCAUUACUUGGGCCUUCCUUCUUUCCUCUUUUUCACUAGUUGAGCUUUUUUCACUGGUCAUCUCCUUACUCCGAGCUCAGCCCUGCCAAGGGGGAGGAUGGUCUUUUAAAUCAUAGCCAAUACUUAUUUCUGGGCAUCCAGCAGUAAAUAAUUCUGGAGUCCCAGCUGGCAACACAAACUCUUGCUCAUUCCCCCUCACCGUAAAGAUGUAUUAGUGAGGGUCAAACUGGCUGUCCUCCCCAGUUUGCUUGUGGAGCUAUAAUAUAUAAUAAUAUUUGAAAAUACAUUGAUUUCAUUUCUCCUGUUUCAUUUCAUGUCUUGUGUAACCCGUCUUUGUGAAGGUAGAUUGCCCUGCUGUUCAUAUGCGCUUUCACCUCCCCGUUCUUCUUCACUAUGCAUAUAUUGUAAUAUUAUCAGACUGAACAAGAUAAAUAUUUGGGGCACCAACGAGGUGCAACCCAUUUUAUUGGGGCAAUUAUUAAAUAAUAUGAUAACAAAUCCUUAUGAAAAUGAUAAUAUGGAGUACUUCAGUCCAUCUUCUCUUCAAAGGUAGCUACUGGAGUAAGAGUCCAACUCUCCCAGUGGCGGGUUCCUAACUGAAUGCUGACAUCCAGGCGUUGAUAUUCUUAUAAGCAGAUUGGACCGGAAGAGGUGGGACCUUUGUGAUGUCAGAGGAAGUGACACUAUAGUUCUUCCAGCCAAUUGUUUUCUGCUCUGGGAACAAAAGGGGAGAAGGAGUUAAUGACAGUGCAGACUCGUGGCCUUGAGGCAAAUGACAUUUCAUUUUAGAACUUUGAAGAUGCCCCUAAUGGUGUGUCUCAUAUUAAACACAUAUAUUGUAUAUAGUUAACUUCACUGCCUCCUGUACACCAGAGAGUACAAAGUACAAAUUUUCUACAAUGAAGAUUUCAAUUUUGCAGUGUAGAGAUUUCUGGUUUCCAGUCCAAAUGUGCAGCUUUCAAGGGGAACUGACAUCUCAGAAUAAUUUUAUACAAACUAUGGAUAUAUACAAACUACUACUUGCUGUGUCCAGUCUAGGGUCAUGGGUCCAAGAGCCUGUCUUGGUAGCAUCAUUUUCAAGUGAGAAGCUAAACCUGAAUGGCGUAUAUGUAAACUAUACAAAAUAAUGUUUUUUCCAAAUUGGAAAAUUCAGAUUUUUAUAUAGAAACUGAGUUUUCCUGAGUAGGGUUGCACUGAGAAAGAACAGUUAUCAGCCUUGCUAAAUGAUUACUAACCAUUAAAUAAAUGAAUGUUGAAGUUACUUGUUGUCUACCCUUUUACCUCAAAAAUAAGGAGUCCAGGUUAAAAACGAAGAUCAAGAUCUUGGAAGUGAAAGUUUCCAUUGGAAAUCUGAAACAUUUUUGAGAUACAAUGCUUAUUGUAUAAAGAGAGGAUUUCCUUCAGCAAUAAUAAUUUUAUAUCAGGAUUACUAAAGAAAAAUAAAACCUUUGUCACCUUUAUAUUAAGUCCUGUUCAUUGACUGUUUUUGGGUAUUUUAU